Molecule: messenger RNA, 1384 nt
Organism: Andrographis paniculata
Lineage: Eukaryota; Viridiplantae; Streptophyta; Magnoliopsida; Lamiales; Acanthaceae
Product: SKP1-interacting partner 15
Exons: 1
Coding region: 43-1191 (382 amino acids)
Molecular function (GO): protein binding
Source: RefSeq, a predicted model, not a curated record
UCGUUUCAAUACUGUGGUGAUUGACAGCGCCGGCCAAAUCCGAUGGAUUCCUCUCCUCUGAACACGCUGCCGCAGGAAACCCUCCACCAGAUCUUCUGCCAACUGCCGAUCCGGCAGAUCGCCGCCGCGAAGUGCGUCUGCAAGGCGCUCUACUCGUCCCUGUCGUCGGCGUCGUUCCGCCAUCUCCUCCGCACCCAAUCGCAGCCGCUCGCACUCCUCGCGCUGAAACCCUCGCAUCGUCAUGCGUCUCCUCAGCCUACCCUCCACUCCUUCGAUCCGUCGUCGAAUCGAUGGCUGAAAUUCUCCCUGGCCUUCCUCCCCUUCGCCGCCCUCCACCCCAUCACCUCCUCCCACGGCCUUCUUUACCUGUGGGCGUCCGUACAGAAUUCGCGGAACUCGCCGGCGCAAAAUUCCCAAAAAGCCCUAAUCGUGUGCAAUCCGUUGACCGGUCAGUUCAAAACGCUUCCUCAGCUCGGCUCAGCUUGGUCGCGCCACGGCUCCGUCUUAGCCGGGUCGCCUGGCGUGGUCGUCGUCCUCACGGAGCUCGCGGUUCUGUAUUACUCGGAAACUGCGAAUCCUGAUGGUCGCAACUUCGAUUUCAAUGGUUUGAGCAAUUGGCUCAAGUUUUCGUCGAAUCUACCGUCGAAGCCGAGGAGUCCGGUUCUGAUUUCAGAUUUCAUACUCACAUUGUGCGAUGUGGGGUCGCCGUGGAGGUCACAGUGGGCAAUGUUCAAGACGAAAAUUGUUGGUAUGGAGAAAACAAUGCAAUGGAUUAGGGUGGAAAAGCGUGAAUGGGGCGAGAUUUUUGACAUACUGAAGAGACCAAGAUUGGUGAGGGCUGGUAACAGCCGCAAGGUUUACAUGGUUGGAGGAUUGAAGAGUUCAUACGCCUUACAGAGUGCGUGCACAACAAUCUUGAUUUUAAGGUUGGAUUUGGAGAAUUUGGAGUGGGAGGAGGCAGGUCGAAUGCCUGUGGAAAUGUACAAGUGUUUCAUGGAGAGUAGCAAGUUUAAGGUGUUUGGCGGGGGCAAUCGAGUUUGCUUUUCAGCGAAACGUCUGGGGAGGUUGGCAUUGUGGGAGGAAAGCAUCGACGGAAAGGCAGAGUGGAGGUGGGUGGAGAGUGUGCCCGGAACCGGAGAUGGGCUCUGCCGUGGAUUCGUAUUCGAGGCCGGGCUUGAUUCAGUUCCAUAGUGAGCUACAAGUAUGAUUUCUUGGUAAUCAUAUCAGUGAUUUGCAACUUAAUGUGGAAUUGAUUCAAUCUUGAUAUCUACUUGCAUUAUUCUGCUUACAAUGACUGUUGUAUUAUCCGAAUUGUGUUUGAACUUACUCUGUUUGUGCUCGCCGCCAUGAAAUGCUCGUUCACAUGUCAUAUGUUUAGUGAUUA